Messenger RNA from Peromyscus eremicus (cactus mouse), 2387 nucleotides. It is a transcript of the gene Ccdc27, whose product is annotated as coiled-coil domain containing 27. NCBI's taxonomy places the organism in Eukaryota, Metazoa, Chordata, Mammalia, Rodentia, Cricetidae. Bases 160 to 2043 code for a protein of 627 amino acids. The transcript has 10 exons. The record is from RefSeq and is a predicted model, not a curated record.
UGUAGGACAGGAGCAUUGGAAGCUUGUCUUUUCUGGCUUGGACACCUUUGAAGGUUCAAGCUAAGGUUGACUUCCCCUCCAUAACUGGCGCUGUGCACAGGAGCAGCAGGCCUGUGUGGUCAUUCGGGCUGACCUUCUGUCUCUGGUUCUGUCUUCUCAAUGAAGAAGGAGAACUUCCCUGAUGAACUCAGCUUGGCAUCCCCCCAGAUCAGCAACGGCAUGGUGCUGCUUCAGAGUGUGGCCAACCGGGGCUCCCAUGGGCCAGAGAAGAAGCAGCAAGACCGUCAUAGACCCAGCAAGUCAGCCCAGGCUGUUGGCCGCUACUACCGCAAAGUGAGCCAGCUUAAGAAGCUCACUAGCCCUAAUGGCUUUGUGUCUGAAAUGGAAGAAAUGAGGAAGGCUUUUCUCAUGCGGCCUGGAUGCCCCCAGUUCAGUACCAGAGCCACAUCUGUGUCUCAUAUGGGUUCUGCCACCACGGUUGAUCUGCCCAGGGACACAUGUACCAGCUCCGGGACUUGGAGGAUGACUGAGGACCAGCCCCUGGACAGGCUGGGCUCUGCCACCAGUGUGGAUGGGCACCUCUUUUCACUCAGCAAGAGUGCUUGUGAGCUCAACUACUCACGGAAGAAGAGUGAGCCCCCAGCCACAAGUCCCACCAGCCCAACCUUGGUCAAGAGGUCCCAAAGAACCAGAAUGCCCUGGUACAUCUCAGUCAUCCAUGAGAAGGAUCAUUCCCUGAUCCAACUGGAAGAAGAACUCCAGCGUCUCUCAGUGCUGGAGACCCAGAUGCAGAAGAAAGAUCAGGAGAUCUUGAUGCUCCAAAAGGAGAAGGAAGCCCUGAAGAAGCAGCUGAGGACCCUUCUCAGAAGCAGAGGCACAGAAACAUCCUCAGCUUCCGCCAGGAUGGAGCGGUCCUCUGAGGCUCCCCUGAAGCUGGGAAGGCUGAGCAUGCUGAAGACCGCGUACAAAGACGAGGAGGAGCUGCAGCGCUGGAUGCAGGACGACCUUAACGUGGUAGAGAACAGGGAGCUGCAGAUGGAAGUAGGAAAUGUCGUGGAGGAAAAGGGCGCUGAGGGGCCCCUGGAGGAAGCUGUAACUGGCAAGAUCGGGACUUUGCUGGAAGAGGGCCCUGAGGAGGAGGAGGAGGAAGCAGAAGGAGCUGAGGAGGAUGAGGAGGAGGGGGAGGUGAUACAGGAGGAAGAAUUGUGGGAGUUGAAGGAGGAAGAGGAACAGCGUCCCAAGAGGUCAUACUCUCUGACCGAGUCCUUUGAGGAGGAGCUAAUGGCCCAGCUGGAGGAGUAUGAGCGAAUGUUGAUGGACUUCCAGAGUGAGCUGGAACUCACUAGGGCCAGAUAUUCCCUGGCCACAGGAGCCAUCACAUCUUUACAACGGCAAAACGACUUCCAAGAGUCUCAGCUGCGGAAGGUCACCACAGAAAACGAGCUUCUGGAAAAGGAACUCCGUGAACGGAAGCGGCAGAUCCAAGCCAUGACCAACAAGUUCUCCAGCCUCCGGGAGGAAAAGAAGCAGCAGGGGAUAAUGGGGCUCAUUGAGAAGGAAAACCUCAUCCUCCGACAGCAAGUGUCUGAGUUGGAGACAGAGCUCCUGAGUCGUGAUCAGGACAUCGCGGAGCUGCACAGCAAAACUAGUGAGCUGCAGGCUCAGAUCGACCUGAACGAAGAUCACUUGAGGCGGUGGAAAGAACUCCAUGAUGACCUCCAAAGCCGGAAUGAGACAAUCCAGCAAGCAGAGCAACAGACUCGUGUGAUCCUGGAGUCCUCUCAGGCCAGGGUAAUGCCUGUUGCCCCCCACCGAGGGUUCAAGUUCAUGGCCACCCAUAUCCUUACCCACUGCCCACCCACACAGACCAUGUGCCCAGCAACAAGGGUUCUGGCUUAUUCUGCCUCAGAUUGCAACAUGCAGUAUAGAACUGAGGCUUGGAAAGUAGUGGAGGAGAGCGUGAGGGCUUAUGGAACAUUCUGGAAACACAGAGAGCGAGGGCCAGCAUUGUUUAUCAAGAAAGUGGGCCUUGGGUUCAGCUAGAAAAGAAGGCAGGAGGGAGGGUGAUGAUGUCCAUGUCUGCCCUCCCUUCACCCCACCACUUCCCUGCUGCCCCUCCCCAUUAUCUCCCCUCCUGCUUCAAGUCCUCUUAUCUUUUCUAAUUGAUUUUUUUAAUAACCCACUGAGUCCAAUUAGUGCUGCUCCUAUGUGAACAGCUGUGGGUUCACACACUGAGGGGCAUGAACAACCAGUCAGUGAUCACCACUCGAAGAAAAGUGACUCCUUCCCAUAGCAGUCAUUAACUGCCAAUAGUUCCUUGGCUAGGGGUGGGACCUUGGGAGCCCAUUCCCCUCCAUGCUGGAAUUAAAAAAAAAAAAUCAUGUGUA